CUCCGAGUGACUGAGUCAUCGGGCCUUGAAUUUGACGAAGUCAUUAAGUGUCUCGUUAUCGAUCGAAACAUCUUCUUUCACUAAAAGAAUAUUCCGUCUUUAGGAGACACCAAUCAACAUCGUCCGCCACUUCCCGGAGGCCUUCCUCAUCAGGUUCUUCCACCGCCAUCACUGCUCUGAGGCGAUCUCGCGCCCGGCGCGGCCGUUCCGGGGCACCCGCAUCCAGCUCCGGCCAUGGCGGAUCGAGUCCCACGCGGAGCACGUCGACAUGCCGCACCAUGUGCGCCUUUGCCUCGAGGGGCUGCCGCUGCAGGCAUGGGACGCCCAGGCUGUAGCCUCUGCGAUCGGCACCAACUGCUCAAUAGACUACAUCGAGCCGGCGUCUUGCCUGAAGACGGACACAGAGGCGCUUUGCCUGUGGGCGUGGGCGACGUGCCCCAGCAAGAUUCUGAGGGUCAACUGGAUCACCCUACCGGCGCGCGAACGCGGCGAGCCGGUGUAUGGUCGGCGUGGUCUGCAGCACAGGGUCCUGCUUCACCUCUCCAUCCUUGAGCAGAAGGUGGGCGGGCGCACUGUUUCAGAGGGCUUCACCUGGCGUCGCAACAUCGUCGAUGGCGAGACGGUGCCCAGGGACCGUAGGAAGCGCAUCUCCCGCCCAGCGCCACGUCACGACAGGCGCGACAGUGACGAUGACGAAGACCGUCGCAGUGGUGGAGAUCGGCGUGGCCGUGACGCCGCCGCCGGCAGGAGCAGCUUGGGCACGCGCAUAAGGCGCAGCCUCUCCCGCAAUCACCGCGAAGAGCCGCGGAACCAAGACAGAGGCCGGGGCGACCGCGACAGGAGGGAGGACCGCGACAACCGUCGCCGUGAUGUCGUGGGCAUGCCGGCCGUGGUCCUGCAGGGCUCAGGCUCCACCUCCUCGGCUGCGGCCCGCAGCCUGGAGGACGACCCUACGGUGCCCGCACAGCAGCAGCUCCUUCUUGGCUCCGCCCCGACGGUGGUGGACGGUCCGGUGCAGCCGGUGCUGGCUGUGCGGAGAGGCCGCAGCCCGGCCCGGGCACGCUCGCCUGGCAUGAUCCGGCGUCGCUCCCAGGACAACCGGACGCCGCCUUCAUCACCACCUCUAUCACCAACGUCCGUGCUCCCGCCGGUACCAUGUUCAAAGCGGGAUAAGGCCAGGCGCUCCGCGUCCAUCGGCUUCAUUCCGUCCCACGCAACUCUGGAGCUUUGCUCCCCUUCCGUGCUGCUGCUGCCUUUGGCUUCGCCAGCAAGGCCGCCGGGGUUCGAGAGCUCGCCUACGCCGCCGCUUGUCCCCGCCGUGCCGGUGCGCCGCACACCUUCUCCCCCGCGCAGGCGGGUUGUGGUGGUGGCCGAUGCCGACCUCGAGCCGCUCUUCAGGGAGAGGGUGGAGGCCCUCCUCCCAACGCCUGCUCCUAGGCCUACAACAGCGCGUCGCAAAACGAUGGCUGGGGUGACUAUCAGCCGUGCCGGUGGGUUCACGCUGCAGAGGACAACCGCCAGGCUGCGAGUUGCUGGGCAGGCCAAGGUCACUCCGGUCGCAAAGGCGGCGGAGGCCAUGGUUUGUCGCGGUCUCGGCAUCACCAAGAAUGGCCAAGAUGUCACGGUGGAGAUGCUCAACGCUUUCACAGACCGUUUCAAAGAGCAACUUCCACCGGAGGUGAUCAUAGCCAUGAGAGACAUGUUUAAGCUGGACGAUGUCGGAGCGACUGCUGUUGAGGAUGCUCUUCUGCAACACGGAGGUGCAGGAGCGCUGGAUGUGGACAAUGGCCAGGACGCCAUUUGAGCAGUCCCUGGAUGGUUGUAGGGUAGCUAGUUUAAGAUGAUAGUGCAACCACUAUUAUGUAAUGCGGGGGUGUGGCGGAGUCUACCCAUGGCUAGCCGCUGGCCAUGUAUCAGGUUGUUAUGCUUGAACUAUUUGUGUUCCAUGGGCUGGUGUAGAAUCA
Triticum aestivum (bread wheat) is the source of this 1964-nucleotide messenger RNA. Its product is annotated as serine/arginine repetitive matrix protein 1. The coding region runs from base 269 to 1804 and encodes 511 amino acids. Lineage: Eukaryota; Viridiplantae; Streptophyta; Magnoliopsida; Poales; Poaceae. The record is from RefSeq and is a predicted model, not a curated record. The transcript has a single exon.